Molecule: messenger RNA, 291 nt
Organism: Ambispora leptoticha
Lineage: Eukaryota; Fungi; Glomeromycota; Glomeromycetes; Archaeosporales; Ambisporaceae
Source: the annotation of a GenBank genome assembly
AUGAUGAUUUCCAGAAAGGCAGACGAGUCAGAUAGUGGAAAAAAUGCCACUAUUACUACAACUAUGCAAGAUCGUUCAACAAGUCUUAUGGUGGGUGAAUGUGAUAAAAACAACGCGAACAGUGGAAAUGACCAUAGGUCGAAAAAAUUAAUCGAGAGAAUUAGUAUCAAGUCAAGCAUCGCAAAUAAAAAUACAAAAACAUCUUGUCAACCAUCUCCACAGAUCAUCAACGAGCAGGAUAAGGUGCAAGGCUGGUUGCAAGAACUAUCACGCUUACCAAAGAUGCUGUGA